AUGAGUGUAGCAGUUCUUGAUAGCAAAACAGUGACGAGAUUCGUGGAAGCAAAAGAAGCAUUCAAGAAAUGCGUGGAAAAGUACUUCAAAAUGGUGGAUUCCAACGGGAACGGAGUGAUUUGUCGGAGGAAACUUAGAGAAGGGCUGGAUUUGCUUUUCACGGUGGAACAUGAAUCCACGGUGUCCAAAGAAGAUAUUGACAAUUUUCACAGCAUGAUAUUCGAUAAGUUCGAUGAGGAUCGCAAUGGGAAGCUGGAUCUCUAUGAGUUCGCGGCGCUGGUGAAGGAGAUCAUGAUGGCCAUGGCUCGUGGGAUGGGCAGUUUGCCCGUCAUCGUGGCUCUCGAUCAAGAUAGCUUGCUCAUGAUGGCGGUUCAACAUGAAAUUGGCUCCUAA
Messenger RNA from Gossypium raimondii (Peruvian cotton), 393 nucleotides. RefSeq lists its product as uncharacterized. Lineage: Eukaryota; Viridiplantae; Streptophyta; Magnoliopsida; Malvales; Malvaceae. The transcript has a single exon. The record is from RefSeq and is a predicted model, not a curated record. Bases 1 to 393 code for a protein of 130 amino acids. Gene Ontology annotation, molecular function: calcium ion binding.